AUGCCAUUUUCUUUAGAUUUCAACACCUUGAACGGCAUAUCCAAGCCGGACCUUCCGUACGUCGAGGGCUAUGAAUUUUCAGUGAUCGAAUAUUUUCCUCCUGAACCCCAGAUCAAGCGCUUCUUUCUUACUCCUGAGGAGGCUACCAAGAGAGAGAAUACUGAUGUCUUAACACGCUGUCUUACACGGAAACCGAUAUCUGGCAGAUCGGGCUCUCAACGGUUACGCCUCAAGAUACAUAAUGCAAUUCGAGUCGGGGAUGGGAAGACUUCGCAAAUAGUUUUAGUGGACGUUAUUUCUGGUCAACUUCCCAGUACCCGCGUUGUGGCAAAGUUGUAUGAUCCUCUAUAUUAUGAUCAUUCCGAUGAUGAUGUAGAUCCAUUUCUUCUUGUUGACAUGGAAUACACCCAGGAAAGUGCUGCCUAUCGGUAUCUACAUGCCCAAGGACAGAAAUGUAUUCCUGACUACUAUGGCUCUUACUCUAUGGAUAUCACCCAUUCUGAUCACCAAUUUCGCACGGUACGAUUAAUACUGCUUGAACACAUCAAUGGGCAGUCUAUGACUAGUCUUCGUCCAAUCGACUUCCCUGAUUACUUCUGGAAGGCUGUGAUGAAGCAAAUCGUCGAUAUAGAAUCGCAGCUCUAUAAGAUCAAUCUUCGACACCGUGAUACGCAUCCACGGAACAUCACUAUUCAAUAUUAUUUCAAUCCAGACCUGUCUAAAGUACAUGUCAAGUUCAUCGAUUUUGGGCACGCAAUUAUCGGGCGGUCUCCUGACCCGCAAAAUGACGACCAAGAAAGGAUGUUUCUCCCAGGGAUUUAUAUUAGUCCUCUUUCUCAGAUGGUUUAA
Molecule: messenger RNA, 849 nt
Organism: Aspergillus nomiae NRRL 13137
Lineage: Eukaryota; Fungi; Ascomycota; Eurotiomycetes; Eurotiales; Aspergillaceae
Exons: 1
Coding region: 1-849 (282 amino acids)
Biological process (GO): protein phosphorylation
Molecular function (GO): ATP binding; protein kinase activity
Source: RefSeq, a predicted model, not a curated record